AUGUCGAUGGAUCUUGAUGACGCUCCCGUCCCUCUUGGGGCGGCGACACAACAGACAGCCGCGACUAUUCUCUGCUGCAACUGCGGUGCCCCUAUUGACGGAACGACUGCCACCGGCGCCCUCUGCUUCAACUGCGUCAAACUCACCGUCGACAUCUCCCAAGGCAUCCAGCGCGAAGCGACACUCAACUUCUGCCGAGACUGCGAUCGAUGGCUGCUCCCACCGACCAGUUGGAUUGUGGCCAUGCCCGAAUCCCGCGAGCUGCUGGCCCUGUGUCUCAAGAAACUACGAGGUCUCCAUAAAGUCCGCAUUGUUGACGCAAGCUUUGUCUGGACGGAACCGCACUCUCGAAGAAUAAAGGUCAAGCUAACGAUCCAGGAUGCCGUCCAGGAUGGCGUCUUGCUCCAGCAGAGUUUUGAAGUUGUAUACGUGGUGGCGACCCAGCAGUGCCCCGAGUGCGCCAAGUCAUAUACUGCCAACGUCUGGAGGGCGUGUGUGCAGGUGCGACAAAAGGUUUUGCACAAGAGAACAUUUUUGUUUCUGGAACAACUCAUGAUGAAACACAACGCCCACAGAGAGACUCUCAAUAUCAAGGAGGCCAAGGACGGGAUUGAUUUCUUCUUCUCGCAGAAGAACCAGGCCGAAAAGUUUAUUGACUUUCUGAACUCUGUUGUACCCGUCACUGUCAAGGCAUCCCAGGAGCUCAUUUCUCAGGAUGUCCACACAUCCAAAAAGUCGUACAAGUUUUCUUAUUCAGCCGAGAUUGUGCCCAUUUGCAGAGACGACUUGGUUGCCAUGCCCAUCAAGCUGGCCAAGCAAUCCGGCAAUAUCUCACCCCUCGUCCUGUGCCACAAGAUUGGGACUUCGGUCUAUCUGAUGGACCCCCAGACCCUCCAGACCGCCGAUAUUGCCUCGCCGAUAUACUGGCGCGCCCCCUUCAGAUCGCUCGCCGAUGCCCACGAAUUAGUAGAAUUCAUCAUUAUGGACAUCGAGCCCACCAACACCCGAAGAGGAAAAUGGGUCCUCUCCGAAGCCACCGUCGCCAGAGCAUCGGACCUCGGCGUCAACGACAAGACUUACUUCACGAGAACACACUUGGGCAACUUACUCCAACCUGGCGACUCGGCCAUGGGGUACCUCCUUACAGGCACCAUGUUCAAUAACGCCGAGUACGAGGCCAUCGAAGAGUCCAACACAUACUCUUCCACCAUCCCUGACGUGGUCCUAGUCAAGAAGUACUACCCGCGUCGCCGGAAGAACCGCCGCCGCAACUGGAAGCUCAGGCGUAUGGACAAGGACGAGGGCGAGCUGCUACCCAAGAAGGCCGAUCAAGAUCGCAUGGAUCGCGAGUAUGAGCAGUUCCUGCGGGAUGUGGAAGAGGAUGAGGAGCUGCGUGCCGCCAUGGCUCUAUACAAAAACGAGAAGAGAGCCGAGGAGGAGAUGAGUGUUGCGGAAACAGAAGAAGACGAGGAUGACGGCGUUCCGCAGGUUAACAUGGACGAGUUGCUAGACGACUUUGACGAGCUCACAAUGCACGACUCUUGA
Metarhizium acridum CQMa 102 is the source of this 1545-nucleotide messenger RNA. RefSeq names its product ribosome-binding protein. Gene Ontology annotation, biological process: ribosomal large subunit export from nucleus. NCBI's taxonomy places the organism in Eukaryota, Fungi, Ascomycota, Sordariomycetes, Hypocreales, Clavicipitaceae. Gene Ontology annotation, molecular function: ribosomal large subunit binding. The record is from RefSeq and is a predicted model, not a curated record. Gene Ontology annotation, cellular component: cytoplasm; nucleus.